Molecule: messenger RNA, 1275 nt
Organism: Babesia microti strain RI
Lineage: Eukaryota; Apicomplexa; Aconoidasida; Piroplasmida; Babesiidae
Product: PCI domain-containing protein 2
Exons: 6
Coding region: 1-1275 (424 amino acids)
Biological process (GO): poly(A)+ mRNA export from nucleus; post-transcriptional tethering of RNA polymerase II gene DNA at nuclear periphery; transcription elongation by RNA polymerase II
Cellular component (GO): transcription export complex 2
Molecular function (GO): RNA binding; double-stranded DNA binding
Source: RefSeq, a predicted model, not a curated record
AUGGCUGACCUGUCAAGCAUCGUCAAUUGGGCACAACAAGUAAAUGCACAAAUAGAUACCCUCAAUCCAUCAGGGUUUGCCAAACUAUUUUCCCCUUUAUGUGAGGUUCUAGCCUGGAGACAAGUAGGUCUACUGCAGGAGAGUGAAAUAAUCGACAUUGGAAAUAAAUAUUUUGCUAAAUAUGACAAUCAAGUUGGGCCAGGGUUGAAGAAUCUCUGUGUUAACUAUCUCAGCCUUUGUAGAUUGAUAGCUACCCAUCCAAUUAAUUGGAAAGAUGUCUUAAAGAGGAGUUCCCAACUUUUAGAUGUUUGGCUGGACUUAUAUCUAGAUGAAAGGAUGCAACAAUAUAAUUGGCUUGUGCCUUGUCUACAUACAAUUUGUAAUAUACUUUUCAAAUGUGGUUCAUUGGCCGACAAACAAGAGAGGGUUGGUGGCCAUUUUGGCGAUGAUGAAUUCCCACAAGAUACAGAUGCUAACUCAAAAGAAGCACUCAACAUGAUUAGGAGCAAAUUGGGGCGGGUUAGGGGAGAGGAAGAUAGGCAUCCAGCCUAUAUAGUACUCCUGGGUCAUUCAAUUAAAGGGUGUAUGCAAUUGGGUAAUAUGCAAAUGGCAGCAGGAUUUCUCAAGGCAAUAGAAUCUACCACGAUUAACCCAGAGUCUUGUCCCUUGGGUCCAUUGAUUAACUUCAGAUACUACUUAGGCAAGUUACAUAUGCAGCAAGAUCGUUAUAAACAAGCAGAUGAAAAUCUAAGCUGGGCAUUUACAUACUGUGGAGACAAACAUAUCAAAGCAAAAAGAGCGAUUCUCGAAUGUUUAGUAGUUGUGAGAAUUUGUCUGGGUCAAUUGCCUCCAAAAUUGAUUCUAAAAAAAUAUGGUAUGGAACACCAUUUAGACAUUGUAAAGGGGAUUAAAAUUGGCAACAUCCAACUUUUUGAGCAAACACUCGAAAAGUAUAUAUCAAUAUUUAUCCAAAAAGGGACGAUUCUUUGCGUUGAAAGGUUUAAAUACCUAGUAAUUAGGACACUGGUCAAGAGAGCUAAACAAUGGUGGAAUGAAGCUAUGCCGGAUCAGAAACCCAAUAUGGUACCAAUACCACUCUUUACUGCGUUAGUCAAGUGGCAGAUACAUAAUUUGGACAAUGAUGAAAUGAUUUGUCUCUGUGCCAAUUUGAUUCGCUUGGGGUAUAUUAAGGGUUACAUAUCCUGGGAACAUCAAACACUAGUGUUUAGCAAGAUUCAGCCAUUCCCUCCGAUAAUUGAGACGAUAUUGGAAUAA